AUGAAAGAAUAUAUUGGCAAUCUGCCAACACCUAUAGCCCCCGAACCCAAAGAAACACUCUUCGUAUAUCUAGCAGCCUCAGCGGAAUGUGUUAGCGCUGUGUUAGUAGCUGAAUGGGAAAGGCAGCAGAAACCAAUUUAUUUUGUGAGCAGGGUUUUACAGGGAGCUGAAGCCAGUUACCCAGAACUGGAAAAACUGGCCCUCGCGUUAGUUCAUGCGGCACGAAGGCUACAAAGGUACUUCCAGGCCCAUCCCAUUGUCGUGUUGUCCCAUAAACCCAUAAAACAGAUAUUGCUGAAACCCGAAAAAUCAGGGAGAGUAGCCAAAUGGGCUAUAGAGCUAGGAGAACAUGACAUAGAGUUCAGGGCACAACACGCAAUUAAAGGGCAGGUAUUGGCAAAUUUCUUUAAUGAAGUGCACGAAGGCAAAAGCUCCAUGACACACUCCGUGUCGUUAGAAGUAGUCGGGAAUGUCGAAAAUGGCGCGUGGAAACUAUAUACCGAAGGAGCAGCCAGCUCCGACGGCUGUGGGGCCGGACUCAUGCUAAUCAGCCCAGAAGAAAAAGAAUUCACCUACGCACUAAGGUUUGAGUUCGAGGUGACCAAUAACGAAGCUGAAUACGAGGCACUGCUAGCAGGGCUCCGUAUCGCAAAGGAUAUGAAGAUACGGAACAUCCUAGUGUACGUUGACUCUCAACUAGUGGCGUGCCAAGUGAAAGGGACAUAUGAAGCAAAACAGGGUACCACGAAGUUGUACCUACAAAAGGUACAAGAGUUAAUAGAGUAUUUUAGUCACUUCGGAAUUGAGCAUAUAAGAAGAAAUCAGAAUAAAAAGGCAGACGCCCUGAGCAAGCUAGCCUCUCUCAUGUUUGGACACUUGGGGAAACAGGUGUUGCUAGAAGUUCUGAAAGAAAGGUCAAUUGGAGAAAGACAAGUGUUGGAUCUCGUAAAAGAAGAAAGCACCACAUGGAUGACUCCCAUCUACGAGUACUUAGUAAGUAGGAUACUCCCAGCAGACAAAGAUGAAGCCCGCAAGAUAAGGGUCAAAGCCCCACAGUAUAAGAUACUGGACAAAAAGUUGUAUAAAAAAGGCUUUGUUACACCUUGGCUUCGUUGCGUAGGGCCUAAGCAGACAGAAAUGAUCAUUCGCGAAAUACACGAGGGAAUUUGCGGUGCGCAUUCGGGAGCAAGAUCUGUCGUAACGAAGGCUAUGCAACUUGGGUACCUCUGGCCAACAAUGCAUCAAGACUCCACCGCAUUAUUAAAGAAUUGCGAAGCUUGCCAACUCCGUGCCAAUGUUCCGCGACAACCGAAAAAUGAUAUGAUUUCGGUAACUGCAGCAUGGUUCGGGAUACCACACACAAUAAUAUCUGACAAUGGCCCCCAAUUCGCGAAGGGAAUCUUUCCGGAAUUCUGCAAAAAUUUGCUAAUAAAGCAGUCAUUUACAUCAGUAUAUCACCCCCAAGGAAACGGACAGGUAGAAGUGACCAACAGAGAAAUAAUAAAAGGCGUAGAAAAAAGACUUGGACGAAGUCAUGAAGGGUGGAUAGAUGAGUUACCACUGGUUCUCUGGUCCAAUAGAACAACGCCCAAACAAAGCAAUGGGGAAACCCCGUUAAGUCUCGCAUUCGGGACGGAGGCCGUAGCACCAGCAGAAUUUCAAGUCUUUACAUAUCUGAUGCUAAAUACCGAAGGAAACUCGAAAGAAUUAAGUAUAGAUCUUGACCUAUUAGAUGAACGGCGAGAAAUCGUGGCCAUCAGAGAAGAUGCCUUCAAAAAGAAAAUUGAAGGAUACUACAAUAAAAGAGUAAACCCCACAGCAUUUAAAACACGAGACUACGUACUGCGGCUAAAUAGUGCAAGUGAGAAGGAGUACACCGGAAAGUUAGGCCUGACGUGGGAAGGCCCAUAUCGAGUACAAACAGCCUUCGGAAAUGGGGCGUAUAAGCUAGAGACACUCGAAAGGGCUCCGGUAGACAGAACCUGGAACAGUUCGAACUUAAGAAAAUUCCACUAUUAG
Erigeron canadensis is the source of this 2019-nucleotide messenger RNA. RefSeq lists its product as uncharacterized. NCBI's taxonomy places the organism in Eukaryota, Viridiplantae, Streptophyta, Magnoliopsida, Asterales, Asteraceae. The record is from RefSeq and is a predicted model, not a curated record. Gene Ontology annotation, biological process: DNA integration. Gene Ontology annotation, molecular function: RNA-DNA hybrid ribonuclease activity; nucleic acid binding. The transcript has 2 exons. The coding region runs from base 1 to 2019 and encodes 672 amino acids.